Messenger RNA from Candida tropicalis MYA-3404, 4422 nucleotides. RefSeq names its product DNA-directed DNA polymerase alpha catalytic subunit (gene POL1). Gene Ontology annotation, biological process: leading strand elongation; lagging strand elongation; mitotic DNA replication initiation. Gene Ontology annotation, cellular component: alpha DNA polymerase:primase complex. NCBI's taxonomy places the organism in Eukaryota, Fungi, Ascomycota, Pichiomycetes, Serinales, Debaryomycetaceae. The transcript has a single exon. The record is from RefSeq and is a predicted model, not a curated record. The coding region runs from base 1 to 4422 and encodes 1473 amino acids. Gene Ontology annotation, molecular function: purine nucleotide binding; DNA replication origin binding; single-stranded DNA binding.
AUGCUGUCUAGAUCCACUAGACGUGAAAAAUUAAAACAACUUAAAGAAGCCAGGCGAACUGGUAAGAAUAUCAACGUUAUAGAAUCAGAUGAUGAUGAUUACAAAGAAAUAUAUGACGAGGUCGAUGAAGAGACUUACAGAGAACACAAAAGAAACCAAUUGAUGAAUGAUGAUUUUAUUGUUGAUGACAACGGAGAAGGAUAUGUUGAUACAGGGGCUGAUGAAUGGGAUGAUGCUUCUAGACCAAAUUACUACUCCGAUGAAGAAGUCAAUGAAAAAAAGAGAAGAAAAAAGGAUGAUAAAGCUGUGAAAGUUCCUAAAACUUCACAGAUAAGAAACUUCUUUAAACCUGCUAGUGGUGUUGCUAAUGCUAGAAAGAAGUUGGAUACAAAUAUUGAUGAUAUCCUUGAUGAUUUUAAUGACGAUACACCAAAAAAACGAAACAUCCCAAAGGCGUUUGCUAAUUCCUCCAAUAGAAAUACAUCAUCAAACAAUAAAAAGAAGGCAAAGGGUGCAUUCAACUUUUCCACUUCUACUGCAUCAAAAUUUGAUAAAAGAAAUACCAAGGUUGAAGCAUUCAAUGACUCAUCAGACUAUACCGUGGACUUUGACAUGGCUGAUAAUCAACCUUCAUCACCUGUAAAAAUCAAAAAUGAAUUCACCCCAGAUACCGAACCUGAAGUUGAAAAGGAAAAUAUUGAUCCAAUUCCAAAUAAGGAUGCUGUCGAUGAAAUAGCACACAAAGAAAAACCUCAAGUGAAGGCCGAAGAAGAAGCAGACGACGAGGUAGAUGAUGAUUCCGAUGAAGAUGUGAUUGUUUCUCGAAGACCUAGGGCUGCUGCUGUAAAGAAAGCCAAUUUGGAAACGUUAUCAUCUGUCAAAGCUAGUGAACUACCAUCGGCUGUCACUGCACAACCAAUUCACGCAAAGUUUGCCAAUCAUACAGAAAAGGUUGACGAGGAUAUUAUUAGAGAUUCAUCUGAUUCUUUUAAAAUGUUUUGGCUUGACUAUUCUGAAAGUGAUUGUUCCUUAUUGUUAUUUGGAAAAAUUAUGACAAAAGAAGGUGGCUUGAUUUCUGGUGUUGUCAAAGUUGAAGGUCUUUGUCGUGAGUUGUAUAUCCUCCCAAGGGACCAUCCAUUGGUAGAUGGUGAGGAGGACCAGAAUGAAACUGUUACUCCAGCAGAUGUGUUAGAGGAGAUCAACCCAGUAUUAUUGUCUAACUAUAAAUUGGAUUCUAUUAGAGCAAAACCAGAAAGAAAGAAAUAUGCAUUUGAAUUGGCCGAUAUCCCCAAAGAGGCAGAGUAUUUAAAAGUUUUGCUCCCUUUUUCUGCCGAAACCAACAAAAAUAUUAUGCCAUCUAAUAUAGAGGGUCGUACCUUCAGACAUAUUUUUGGUACCAAUACCAACAUGUUUGAAGCAUUUGUAACUCAAAGAAACAUCAUGGGACCUUGCUGGUUAGAAAUCAAGAAUGGUGAUUUCCGUGCCAUGCAAAACGCAUCACAUUGUCAAGCUGAAGUAGUUGUUAGAUCACCGGGUAACAUUGUUCCAAUAGACAAGAAUGCUCCACCACCUCCUAACUUAACUGUGACUGCUAUUUCUGUUCAGACUGUCAUGAAUACCAAGAGUAAUAAACAAGAAGUGGUGGCUGUAUCAUUGGCAACCUAUUUUGACCUUCCUCAGGAUGCACCAAUUCUGGAAUCUAUAAAACCAAAUGACAUUUUAACAUUGGCAAGACCCGUAGGUGUUGUUUCAUUUCCACCGGGAUUGCAGCAGCUAGCAGAUAAGGAGGGAUUCCAAUUGAGAACUUGUCCAAAUGAAAAAGUCCUUCUCAAUGCUCUUGCUGCUAAAAUCAAAUCGCUAGAUCCAGAUGUUUACAUUGGCCAUAGAUUAGAGAACAUUUCCUUGGAUGUCCUUGUACAUCGUAUGAAUGAAAAUAAAGUUAUGACUUGGUCUGCUCUUGGUCGUCGAAGUAGAAAACAAUGGCCAUACAUGAUCAACAAACACAAUUCUAGUUAUAAUAACAGUCUUCUUGUUCGAGACGUUUUCCAAGGGAGAUUAUUGUGUGAUAUUGCUAAUGAGAUGGGGCAAUCGUUGACUAUGAAGUGUCAAUCUUGGGAUUUGCAUGAAAUGUACGAUGUGGUGUGCCAUAAGAAGCACGGUCCUGUUGAAAUCAAUUAUCAAAACAUCAAGUAUGCAGAAGAUGCAUUUUUCUUCCUUAUGGCAUUGAAGGAAAACGAAUUCAACGUUAGGCAAACUGCUGAAAUUGCCUUUGGCAUCCAGAUUCUUUCCCUUUCUAAACAAUUGACUAAUAUUGCCGGUAAUGCUUGGUCACAUACUUUGAGUGGUACAAGAGCUGGUAGAAAUGAAUAUAUUUUACUUCACGAGUUCAAGAGAAACAACUAUAUCGUUCCUGAUAAAGAAGAUAAAACCCACAAGAAUACGUCGUAUCAACAAGAAGCUAGAUUGGAGAAUGCCGAGGAAGAUGCAACUACAGCUACAUCAAACAAAAAACCAAAGUAUCAAGGUGGUUUAGUUUUUGAGCCAGAAAAAGGUUUGCACAAGAAUUAUGUUUUGGUCAUGGAUUUUAAUUCUUUGUAUCCAAGUAUCAUUCAAGAAUUCAACAUUUGUUUUACCACAGUUGACAGAGACAGGUUUAAUAUGACUCACGAUGAAAACAAAGAUAUGCCAAUUCUUCCAGAAAAGGAAUCAGCGCCUGGUGUUUUACCGAGAUUGUUGAAUACAUUGGUUUCUCGUCGUCGUGAAGUCAAAAAGUUGUUGAAAGAUCCUAAAAAUACACCUUUCCAAAAGGCUCAGUAUGAUAUUAAACAACAAGCAUUGAAAUUGACAGCUAACUCUAUGUAUGGUUGUUUGGGUUAUGUGAAUUCUAGAUUUUAUGCCAAACCUUUAGCCAUGUUGGUCACCAAUAAAGGUCGUGAAAUCUUAAUGGACACUAGACAAUUGGCAGAAUCUUCAAGUUUGAGAGUCGUAUAUGGGGAUACUGAUUCGGUUAUGAUCGACACGGGUGCCAAUAGUUUUAAAGAAGCUAUCAAGAUUGGGGAAGAAUUCAAAGUACAAGUCAAUGAACGCUAUAGAUUAUUGGAAAUAGAUAUUGAUAAUGUGUUUAAGAGAUUAUUGUUGCAUGCCAAGAAGAAGUAUGCAGCUAUGAACGCUUCAAUUGACAGAGCUACGGGUGAAGAAUCAACCACUUUGGAGGUAAAAGGUUUGGAUAUGAGAAGACGUGAAUAUUGUCAGCUUUCGAAGGAUAUUUCUACCUAUGUGUUAAUGAAAAUAUUAUCGGAUCUGGAUCCAGAAGCAGCUUUAAUUGAUGUCUAUAAUUACUUGGAAGAAAUGAAGAAUAAAAUACAAAACAACGAGAUACCAGUCGAUAGAUACAAAAUCAAUACCAAACUUUCAAAAGAUCCUAAAAGUUAUCCAAAUGGUAAGAGUAUGCCACAAGUCCAAGUUGCUUUGAAAUUAAGGGAGCAAGGUAAGGUUAUUAAAGCCGGAAGUGUGAUAACGUAUGCUAUCACAGCACCACAGAAUGAAGAAGAUAAAUCUACUCCUGCUGAACGAGCACGAAGUAUACAAGAACUAUUAUCUAAGAAGAACCCAAACUUGAAACCAGAUCCAACUUACUAUUUGGAAAAACAAAUAUUUGCACCGGUCGAAAGAUUGUUGGAAAGAAUUGAAGGUAUUGAUAUGGUAAGAGUUGCCAGUUCUUUGGGAAUUGACACUAAGCGUUAUAUUUUAAGAGUUAAAAAUAGCGAAGGUGCCAAUGGAGAAAUAUUACCAAUGGAAUCGAGUAUACCAGACUCAGAAAGGUUCAGAACUUCAAGUUAUUUGGUUUUGAAUUGUAAAUGUGGUCAUUCAUUCAGAUUUGGGGGAAUAUUGGCAUCGCCAGAUUACAAAGUCACAUUCAAUGGUGUUUGUUGUCAAAAAUGUGAAUACACAUUCCCUGAGAUCAAAUUGACAUCUCAAUUGGAAUCGAUGAUAAGAAAACAUAUUGCUUUGUACUAUGCUGGUUGGUUAGUAUGUGAUGAUCCGGCAUGUGGAAUCACCACAAGGCAAAUAUCCGUUUAUGGUAAAAGAUGUAUUGGAGCAUCUGGUAAGGCUAUGGAUUGUAAAGGUAUGAUGCGUUAUAGAUACAGUGACAAACAACUUUACAACCAGUUAUUGUAUUUCAAUUCCAUAUUUGAUGUUGACAAAACAAAACAAGGUAACUUGAGACCAAUUAGAGAUGUUUUAGAAGAAAAAGAUGGUGAAAAAGCUAUUCCUAAAUUACCAUCUGGACAGGUGGAUGCUUUAGCUGAACAGAAUCGAGAAUUAUUUGCUAAUUGUCAGGAAGUAGUUCAAAAGUACUUGGGAGAAUGUGGUCGUCGUUAUGUUAAUAUGGGUUCAAUUUUUGAUUUCAUGAAUUUAUAG